CUCGCGAGAGACAAUAAAACCACCUUCCUCAAAGCGUCGAUGCUCCCAGCGGCAGCCUAAGGGAGCAUCUACACUGAAGGUGAGACCUGUGUCAACUCCUGUUUCCCUGACUGAGAUGGAACUGGAUGAGUGUGUAGAGGUCGAAGUGACUCCAGGAACGUCACUUAGCAGUUCCAAAGACCAGAUGGGGAUGUUGACAGACCAGACCUGCCCUUCUCCUGCGUCCUCUCUGCCGCCUUCUUCUCCACUCUCUCCACUCAGCCCUCCUCAUCUGACCAGCCCUCCCUGUUCUUCUGUGACCAGUCAGCCUUCUCCGCUCAGCCUUCCAUCAGCUGUCCAAGAGGAGAGUGCUUCAGACAAAGGAGAGAAAGAUAAGUCUUGUUGUGCACAAUCUGAUGUAGUACCUGUUAGUGUUAGGGAAAGUCUUCCUUCUGUAAUUAGGGGUAGUUUUCAUCAGGGCAAUAGUCGGUUUUUGUAUGGAGGUGUACAGUGCAUGGCAAUUUCUCUGGUGGCUUUAGCUAAGCAUACGGAGUUGAAUGUGUUUUCGUGGGAUCAGAGGCAGUUAGAUAGGGUCCUGAUUCUUGGGGAUGCACUGUACACAGAGCGUCGGAAUAAGGGCUCGAUUAGUGGGGAUGGGUAUUUACUUGUUACAGAGUUACCAACCGAGUCUGUUAUAGAUGGGCAGCAGUUCAGAUUUUCUUUCAGCGAGCCAUGUAAUGGAGCUGCAAAUGUGGUAGAGCACGAGUUUAUUGAGGAAGGCGCGUGGGUGACGUUAGAUGGUGGUUUAGAACAGUUGUUGGCACAGUACGACACAUGUCUUAUGACACUCUGUGGUAGUACUUGUGCAGUUAUUAAAAGCAAUGGUCGGUUUGCCGUGGUAGAUUCUCACUCGCGUAGUGCUGAAGGGUUGGUAGAUGCUGAUGGCAAAAGUGUGGUUGUGUAUUUUAAUAGCAUAGAUGAGCUGUAUAGUUAUUUCUGUGCAUUGGCUGCAUGUUACGGUGAUUGUGAUGAUAGUGAUGACGUGUCUUUUAAAGAGUUUGAAAUGACUGGUGUUAAUGUUGUAGCAGAGGAUAGUCUGAGGGGCUUAAAGCGCAAAAAGGCUGCAGAAGUUUCUUCUUCUGUGCCCCUAAACACGCCUUAAAAAGACAAAA
This is a messenger RNA of Boleophthalmus pectinirostris (great blue-spotted mudskipper), 1151 nucleotides long. RefSeq lists its product as uncharacterized. The record is from RefSeq and is a predicted model, not a curated record. The transcript has 4 exons. The coding region runs from base 116 to 1141 and encodes 341 amino acids. NCBI's taxonomy places the organism in Eukaryota, Metazoa, Chordata, Actinopteri, Gobiiformes, Gobiidae.